Messenger RNA from Brassica rapa (field mustard), 993 nucleotides. RefSeq names its product polygalacturonase QRT3-like. NCBI's taxonomy places the organism in Eukaryota, Viridiplantae, Streptophyta, Magnoliopsida, Brassicales, Brassicaceae. Gene Ontology annotation, molecular function: polygalacturonase activity. The record is from RefSeq and is a predicted model, not a curated record.
AUGGCUCCAAAUAUAGAUAGGGUAAAAGGUGGGACUUUCCGAGCAUCGAACGUGUUUCCUGGUAACCGGCAUCUUAUCGAACUCGUCCCACCAAACUACGGGAUCUUCUUCGAGGACGUGACUUUUCGAGACAUUCUAUUCGACUCAAGCUUCAGAGGAGGGGGAAUUUUGGUAAUCAACUCAGCUCGUAUCCGUAUAACCAAUUGCUACUUCCUCCAUUUCACAACACAGGGGGUUAACGUCAAGGGAGGCCACGAGACAUACAUUUCAAACUCCUUCUUCGGACAACAUUCAACAGUAGGGGGAGACAAAAAAGAACCAUCAUUCUCCGGGACGGGAAUCGAUCUCUCUAGCACCGAUAACGCCAUUACUGAUGUAGUAAUCUUCUCCGCUGGGAUCGGUAUCUCUUUGAGUGGCGAGGCCAAUAUGGUCACGGGAGUGCAUUGCUACAAUAAGGCCACAUGGUUCGGUGGAAUCGGCAUACCAGUGAAGUCACAUUUAACGAGGAUAGACAAUUGUUAUCUUGAUUACACAGGUAUAGUCAUUGAAGAUCCUGUUCACGUUCAUGUCACAAACGCUCUCUUCAUAGGAGAUGCGAACAUCGUGUUGAGAUCGGUACACGGGAAGAUCUCCGGGUUAAACAUCGUCAACAACAUGUUUAGGAGUAAAUCAAGAAAAAAUUUCCCCAUCGUGAAAGUGAAAGGAAAUUUUCAUGAGAUUGAUCAAGUUGUGAUUGAUCAGAACAACAUAUCAGGGAUGAUGUUGAAGUCAACGAUAGGGAAGUCAAAGGUUUAUGGUAAUGGGACAAGAUGGGUCGUUGACUUUUCACAUGUCUUGGUAUUCCCUAACCGGAUAAACCAUUACCAGCAUUCGUUUUUGGUUCGGUCGGGACAGAUUGUUGCGAGUGCAGUGACAGAGGUUUCUAAUAAUGUGGUAGUUGUAGAAACUGAUAGAGCUGUAGCUGGAACUAUUUCAGUAAUUGUUCAUCAGUAA